UGUUCAGUGAGGUUCAGUUGUUUCUUCUCUAUUUAAUUUCAGCAGUCAAUUGUUUGUCAACGGUGAAGCCAAAUCGAGAGUAAAAAUGCCCCCAAAACUAAACAGAGACUACACAAAAGACAGAGAACAGCUCAAGCAGUUCUUUGCCGAGUAUGCAAAAAUGGAUGAGAAAUCGGGCGAUAAGACGUUUAAAUAUCGCACUCAACUCACCAAUAUUGCUCAUAGAGAGCAAGUUGCAUUUAUCAUUGAACUAGAUGAUGUCGCCGAAUUCGACGACGAAUUGGCUGAAGCUAUACAAUAUAAUACUCGUCGUUAUACUACACUAGUAUCAGAGAUAGUCCAGGAAAUGUUACCAGACUUCAAAGAAAGAAUCGUACCACCUAAAGAUUCAUUGGAUGUUUAUAUUGAGCAUCGUUUGUUGAUGGAGCAGCGCAACAGACAUCCCGGAGAUCAGAGGGACCCAAGAAACAGUUAUCCCCCAGAGCUCAUGCGACGAUUCGAAGUUUACUUCAGAGAUUUUGGAGCAUCUAAAGCUUUACCGGUUAGAGACGUCAAAGCUGAGCACAUUGGUAAAUUAGUCACAGUAAGGGGUAUCGUUACCCGAUCCACAGAGGUUAAACCGAUGAUGGUUGUUGCUACUUACACUUGUGAUCAAUGUGGCGCAGAAACAUACCAACCGGUACUUUCGCUAAGCUUCAUGCCCUUACAAUUUUGUGGAAGCGAUGAUUGUCGGGUCAAUAAAUCUGGAGGAAGGUUAUCAUUGCAGACGAGAGGUUCCAAGUUCAUUAAGUUUCAGGAGAUCAAAAUUCAAGAACAUAGUGAUCAAGUACCCGUUGGUCAUAUUCCAAGAUCAUUGACGAUCUUUUGUCGUGGUGAAAUGACCAGGCAAUGUCAGCCUGGAGAUCAUGUAACUAUUACUGGAAUAUUUUUACCUUUACUGAGAUCGGGAUUCAGGCAAAUGGUAUCUGGACUACUGAGCGAAACUUUCUUAGAGGCACACAGAGUCAUUGGCAUUAAUCAAAUAGAUGCCGAGAAUGACGCCGCUAACGAAUUAACGCCGGAAGAAUUAGAACUGUUAGCUGACGAUGGAUUUUAUGAUAAACUGGCAUGUUCGUUGGCGCCAGAAAUUUACGGGCAUGAGGACAUCAAGAAAGCUUUGUUGUUACUUCUCGUCGGCGGUGUCGAUAAUAGAUCCGAUGAUAUGAAAAUCAGAGGUAACAUCAAUAUUUGCUUGAUGGGAGAUCCUGGAGUAGCAAAGUCACAAUUGUUGUCAUACAUAAAUCGGUUGGCACCACGAUCUCAGUACACAACAGGACGUGGGUCAUCGGGUGUCGGUCUAACGGCAGCUAUUAUGAAAGAUCCAUUGACGGGUGAAAUGACGCUGGAAGGUGGAGCCUUAGUUUUGGCUGAUCAAGGCGUAUGCUGUAUCGACGAAUUCGAUAAAAUGGCAGACUCAGAUCGAACCGCUAUUCACGAGGUUAUGGAACAGCAAACAAUAUCAAUAGCCAAGGCAGGGAUAAUGACAUCUCUGAAUGCGCGGGUAUCGAUAUUAGCUGCUGCCAAUCCCGCCUAUGGCAGAUACAAUCCAAAAAGGACCAUCGAACAAAACAUUCAAUUGCCCGCUGCUUUAUUGUCUCGAUUUGAUUUACUUUGGUUGAUUCAAGAUCGAGCAGAUCGAGAUAACGAUCUACGACUGGCAAAACACAUUACCUACGUACAUCAACAUUCUGUGCAACCACCGACUAAAUCAGCAGCUUUUGAUAUGAAAACAAUGAGAAAGUAUAUCGCUCUUUGCAAGAAAACGCAACCGAUCAUAACUGAGGAUCUCACAGAUUUCAUCGUCAAUUCAUAUGUGGAGAUGCGUAAAGAGGCCCGGAAUAGUCGCGACAUGACAUUUACAUCUGCCCGGAACUUAUUGGGUGUAUUGCGGAUAUCAACUGCUUUGGCUCGCCUUCGACUGUCUGACGUUGUCGAAAAAGACGAUAUUUCGGAGGCAAUUCGUUUGAUUGAAAUGUCCAAAGAUUCCAUAAAUCACACUGAGGUGCGCACAAACAGACCCCAGAAUCCGGUCGACAGGAUAUAUGCUCUGAUCAGGGAUUUGGCUGGAACCGAUAAGACUGUAAAAGUUUCGGAAAUUUUCGACCGUUGCACAAACAAAGGAUUCAAACCUGAUCAAGUGAAUGAGUGCAUCGAGGAAUACGAGGAACUCAACGUUUGGCAGGUGAACCAAGCCAGAACACAGAUCACUUUUUUGUAAAAAUAAUAUUUCCGCCGAUGGUUUUUAUUUCACAACCAACAUUAAUUUUGUGUUUUUCACUAUUGUUAAAUUGUAUU
Molecule: messenger RNA, 2334 nt
Organism: Diprion similis
Lineage: Eukaryota; Metazoa; Arthropoda; Insecta; Hymenoptera; Diprionidae
Gene: Mcm7
Product: DNA replication licensing factor Mcm7
Exons: 10
Coding region: 86-2257 (723 amino acids)
Biological process (GO): DNA replication initiation; DNA strand elongation involved in DNA replication; DNA replication
Cellular component (GO): nucleus; MCM complex
Molecular function (GO): single-stranded DNA helicase activity; ATP binding; ATP hydrolysis activity
Source: RefSeq, a predicted model, not a curated record